UGGAGUCAACGAGCGCCUAUUUCAGAAGCGGCAAUAAUUGAAUAAUUUCGUCAGACUGUCGUCUCCUUUCCAGCCUAGAAUUAAGAUGUUAGUCGUGUUCGAAUUAGACUAUCUUUAAAUGAGGGAGAAGCGACUUUUAUUAUGUAAAUACAUCCGUACGUCAUUCAUGACGUGUGAUCAGCUGGUACUGUAAAGAAAAGCUUUGGCAAGUCAACUUAAAAAUGUUAUUAAAUGUGAGAGGUGCUGCGUGAUUUUUAUCAUGUAAAGAAACUGUAAUAUGACCAACGUGACUGUAACUCUCCGGAACUGACGCUCACCGUCAAUACCGAUAGUGCGAAAUCCAUUGACAGAUGAACACCCAUCCACAUGCAUAACAAUGGACUCUGAAAGAAAAGUGCAAACAGAGAGGAAGUCAUUUACACAGUGAAAUCAGAGCAGAGCCAGUAGAAUCGGAUAAAUGAACUCCAGUGAAGCGUCACUACAGCCAAAAGGACCUCAUGUCGUUUCUGGACUGCACCUGUAUCUCCACCCACUCACAAGUCCAGUCAAUCAGCAUAGAAGAGCAGUAUGAAGACAUCAGCCAACAGUUCUCGAGCAGUGAUGUCUCUCCGUGUUCUGUGUUGACGGAUGAAGAUGACAUCACAAAUCUCUCCACUGACCCCGCGCACUAUCAGCUGCUCUCACAACUGGGGCAGGGUUUCAAUAACCUCAGUCAAGUGAGCAUGGUGCGCCACACACCCUCUGGUCGUCUGGUAGCAGUGAAAAACACUAACCUGGACGAGUGUACAGAAGAUGAGCUGCUGCAGCUAAUGAAUGAGGUUUUGUUGUCCAGGCUGUUUCGUCACCCAAACCUGCUGACGUCCAGACUGGUGUUCAGUUCCUGCUGUCAGCUGUGGGUGCUCUCUCCUCUCAUGAGUUACGGUUCUGCAGACUCUCUUCUGAGGUUGUAUUUUCCUGAUGGCAUGAGUGAGUCUUUGAUCGCAUAUCUGUUGUAUGGAGUGCUGAGAGCCCUCGAGUACCUGCAUCACAUGGGUUAUGUGCACAGGGGUGUAAAGGCGAGUCAUGUGUUGUUGUCAGCAGAGGGUCGUGUGUGUUUGUCUGGUCUUCAGAGUGUGUAUAGUUUGAUGAAGGAUGGGAAGAGGAUGAGAGCUGUGUUUGACAUGCCUCAGCACAGUCCGUCACUGCUGCCAUGGCUGAGCCCUGAGCUACUGCGACAGGAUCUUCAUGGAUAUGGGGUGAAAUCAGACAUCUACAGUCUGGGAAUCGUGGCGUGUGAGCUGGUCAGUGGCAGAGUGCCUUUCCAGGACAUGCCACCUACCCUGAUGCUCCUUCAGAAGUUACGGGGAUCUCACUCUUGUCUCCUUGAUCUCUCUCCUUACCCGCUCGGUGACCUGGGGGCGCUGAAAGUGUCUCGCUCUGGCGUGGACUCUGGGAUCGGCGAGAGUGUGGCGACCGGAAGUCUGACUCGUACCGCUACCGCAGAGAGAUCCCAGAGCCCCGCCCCCAAAAACCACUCGGCUACACUGCACAACCUGGUCCAACUGUGCCUGCAGCAGGAGCCUGAGCGCAGGCCUUCUGCGACAGCUCUCCUCACCCACCCCUUCUUCAGACAGGUGAAAAAACAUACGAGAGAAUCAUUUCUUAAUUUAAUGUAUCCGGCCGUGCCAAUGUCCUGCCCUCCUGACACGCCUCCAUCCGAAACACCAACACAGACCUGUAACACCCCGUCUCCCACCCAUACUGAGCCAGAGGACGGGAUGUGGGACUUCUCUUAAACCCCAUUGUCUUUCUGUUUCUAUCCCUCAAUAUCAUAUUUUCAUUUUACUUGUGUCAUUCUCUUUACCCUCCUUUUUAAAAAAAAAAACCCAAAAAAACAAUUACCUCCAUAUCCUUCUACAUUUGGUUUUUAACUCUAUCUAAUACAAGACAAUCCAACAGUUAUCUCAAACCUAUUUACUGUGCUGUAUUUACUCUCUGUUUGCUGUAUGAGAUUCUACCAAUCGCUAAAAACGUUUUAAUUUGUUAUACUCUGGGAUUGCUUCUUCUUGUACUAAUGUAUUGUUGGAGAUCUUUCGAUCAUGGUGAAUAUGUCCAUGUUAUGAUCGGAACUUCCUCUUUAAUGUUCAACGGGUGCGUUCACAUCAUGUCGGAAUUACUGUAAUUACAACUUGGAAAUGCUACUAGCUGUUCACGUCCUUGUACUCGCAUAUGAUCAGUGCAAUGCAUCAAUGCAUAUGUUUCGAUGGCAACACUCCUAAUACCAAAAAAAAAAAAAAAAAAGGAAAUAUUUAAAAGAAUGUUUCAGGUUCAAUACAAGUUAAGCUUAAUCGACAGCAUUUGGGUCAUAACGUUGAUUUUCAAAAAAAAUAUUUUGGACUCGUGCCUCAUUUAUUUAGAUAAAAGCAACAAUCAUGGUUACUGUGAGGCACUUACAGUGGAAGUGAAUGGGGCCAGUGCAUAAAUGCUAAAAUAUACACGGUUUCAAAAGUAUAGCCACAAGACAUAAACAUUAUACAUUUUAACAUGAUUUUUGUGUGAUUAAAAUCUCUAUUCAACAUGUUUUUGUUGUGAUAAAACCAUCACGACAACAAAGUUGUAAUACUGGAUAUUGAACUUUACAAAUAUAUGGUUAGUAAGUAUUUUUAUAACGGUAAAAUCAUGGUAAAUCGUAUAAUGUUUAUGUCUUGUGGCUAUACUUUUGAAACAGUGUGUAUUUUAAUAUUGAUGGAUUGGUCACAUUUACUUCCAUUUUUAUUUUUUUUAUAUCCCCUUUUCUCCCAAUUUGGAAUGCCCAGUUCCCACUACUUAGUAGGUCCUCAUGGUGGCGCGGUUACUCACCUCAAUCCGGGUGGUGGAGGACAAUUCUCAGUUGCUUCCGCUUCUGAGAUAGUCCGCGCAUCUUAUCACGUGACUCGUUGUGCAUGACACAGUGGAGACUCACAGCAUGUGGAGGCUCAUGCUACUCUCCACAAUCCACGCACAAAUUACCAUGCGCCCUACUGAGAGCGAGAACCACUAAUCGUGACCACGAGGAGGUUACCCCAUGUGGCUCUACCCUUCCUAGCAACCGGGCCAAUUUGGUUGCUUAGGAGUCCUGGCUGGAGUCACUCAGCACACCCUGGAUUCGAACUUGAGACUCCAGGGGUGAUAGUCAGCAUCAGUACUUGCUGAGCUACCCAGGCCCCCAGUAAUUGUUACUUUUAUUUAAAUAAUCAUAUGAAUUAAAGUUGUUUUGUGGAAAUCAACAUUAUGCCACAUGCUGUCGUUUGAAAUUGCAUUGAACCCGGCCGCAUGCUCCUCACUGCAUUAUUUAUUUAAUUCAACUUUAUAUGCUCUUGCAAAAUGUUUAAGAACAAAGAUUGUGCACUGGCUGUAAAAAAAUGACAUAUCAAAUAUAAGUAAUUAUAAUUAAGUUUAACUGUUGAGGCCGCUGCUAUUUUUGGUUCUUUUUUUAACAACGUGUGUUUCCUGUUUUACGAGUUCCCAACUUGUAAUUAUAAGUUAGACAAAGGUGUGAAUGUUUUUUUUACAAGUCAGAAACUCCAGUAAUUCUGGCAUGAAAUGAAUGCACCAAACGUCCACAGCAGCCAAUCGCGUCAAAGAGAUAGCAGCAAAUCACUGGAUUUGAUCACGCCAAUGAGUGAGGUCAUCAAACUGAGCCGAGAAUGCCGGGGAUGUGGAGUUCACGUUUGAAUGUGUAUCAGCGAAGGUUAUUAAAUCAAUGUUUCUGGUUCAGUACAAGCUCUAUUGACCGCUCCUGUGACGCUGUUUAUUACCACAGAAAAUAAUUUUUAACUGUCCCUCGAUAUUAAAAAGCAAACAAAAAUUGUGUUUACUGUAAUGCACAAAAUUUGUACUGUUUUGAAAGUAUAGGCAUAAGACAUAUACAUACGUGUUUUUAUGAGACUAGUGUGAAAGUCACUCACUAAUCUCUCUGUGCAAAGUUAUGCAGCACUCAAAAAAAUUUACUUUCACUAUCAUCAGUUUUACUCAAUCCUCCCAUGUAAAUUAACUGAGCUGAUUCAACUGGUCUUGUCAUGAGUAUGUUUUCUUUGGUAAACUGAAACUGGGCAGAGGAUUUCUAGUUUGGCAUUAAAUUUUGUUGGGUUUACUUGAUUCAGUUAGGUUCCCUCUACUUGAAGUUUUUAAGUUGAAAUUGCAUGGUAAUAUUAAUUUAGGAAAACUCAUUUCAAAUAUGUGGAACCACUGUCUAUGAUUGAAUCAGCCAAAAAGUUUUUUUAAAUGGGUUUUUCAACUCACGUCAUGACUAUGUAAAGCCUGUAAAGUCUUUUACUUCCACACAAUAUGAUACCAGAAAGGGACUGUUUACAACAAGAAAAAUUGGUAACGCAUGACCAAAAGUUAAUCUGCUUAGAAAAGUAGUCCCAUCGCUUAAAGGACAAUUUAGACAUAAUAACCCUCAUUAUUUUAUGGAAGAAUGAAUAAAAGUGCUUUAACAAAAUUACAAGCUGCCCAUUUCAGCUCCUACACUUGCCUCAUUGACUUCCAUUGUAAGUGUGUGACUGACUGUACACAUGAUUUUCAUUUUUACAAGCUUAGGGACGAGUUGAAAUUAUUUUCUGUGGUAAUCAACAGUGUUUCCGAGAUGCUUUUGCAUUGAACAUGGAGCAUUUCUUUCAAUAUGCCACCCUUGCAAUCUGUGUGAAUUUAAAAAGGGUGUCUUUGUGUUUAUGUGAGUGUGUUUACUCUGUAUUCAGAUGGCAUUCUUAAAGUCCUCUUGCUCUCUUUUUAGAAACUGUACAUGUUUUAAUCCUGUGAAGAAAACCAUACCCUUCAACACUGCCUCAACGUAAUGGUCUGGGACGUGAUUUGAAUGAGUCCUGAUUAAACUGAAGGACUGAGCAGCUUUAACUGUGACCAAUAUUAUUAUUAAAAUACUGAUAGUCCUUUUACGUUUUAUAUGUUAGCUGUAUGAAACAUUUAGAUAUAUGAUAAAUAUAU
Messenger RNA from Myxocyprinus asiaticus (Chinese sucker), 4962 nucleotides. RefSeq names its product STE20-related kinase adapter protein beta-like. Gene Ontology annotation, biological process: protein phosphorylation. Lineage: Eukaryota; Metazoa; Chordata; Actinopteri; Cypriniformes; Catostomidae. The transcript is spliced from 13 exons. The record is from RefSeq and is a predicted model, not a curated record. Gene Ontology annotation, molecular function: ATP binding; protein kinase activity; protein serine/threonine kinase activator activity. Bases 498 to 1775 code for a protein of 425 amino acids.